Penaeus chinensis is the source of this 4203-nucleotide messenger RNA. Its product is annotated as vascular endothelial growth factor receptor 1-like. Gene Ontology annotation, cellular component: signaling receptor complex. Gene Ontology annotation, molecular function: ATP binding; transmembrane receptor protein tyrosine kinase activity. Lineage: Eukaryota; Metazoa; Arthropoda; Malacostraca; Decapoda; Penaeidae. Gene Ontology annotation, biological process: cell surface receptor protein tyrosine kinase signaling pathway; positive regulation of kinase activity; multicellular organism development. The transcript has 22 exons. The coding region runs from base 17 to 4189 and encodes 1390 amino acids. The record is from RefSeq and is a predicted model, not a curated record.
GAAGCCAGUGAGGUGUAUGGUAGAUCUCCGAAAUAAAGAAAGAGUUAAAGGAAAAAAUACCAUGGAGCAGAGGACGCAUAUCAAGAAAACACUUUCCCUCCACAUCUUAAUUGCCCUUUUAGUGCUGUGCUUUGUUUGCACAGGACUCUGCACCGGCCCAGACCCAUGCCCCGACGUGCCCUUCUCCGAACGCGAGCGCCUCGACACCUGCCGGGUCAUCUCGAGGGGGCGCGUGUCCGAGCAGGACGCCAGGCCGGAGGGCUGCUCCCGCGCCUUUCACGUCCUUUUCACGAGACAUUUCAAGGCCGUGCCGCCCGACCCCGUGCUGCAGGUCUCUCACCCCCCCGGCUGCAGCGGCAGCGGCUGGGAUCGGCCCCACGAGUCCGUUCUUGACCUCGAGGCGAACCAGGAAUAUCAGUUCUACCUGAACGGAACCGACCAACAGCUACACCUCGUGGCGGCUAUCGGAGGUCGCUGCGCUCGCCUCCCGGAACGGAAACUAGCCAAGCGAGAGGCUUCCCCCUACGCGAUGCAGGUCAGGCUUGAAGGGGCUUGGCAGUGGAGCGAAGCCAGACACGUCGGUGACAUAAGAGAAGGGACUGACUUCAAGCUCAAGUGCAUCGCAUCUGUCACUGAUUUGGAUUUGCUCCAUGACCUCGAGUGGGAGAUUCCGGACUCGGCCAAUAAGACUGGAAAUGUGAAAAUACCACGCAUUACAUACGGGCCAGACCGCACACGCCUCACACGCACCGCUAUUGUGAAUGAAGCGAAUCCGUCUGAUACCGGACUAUACCGCUGCCGCCUCGAUGUCGUCAAACAAGAAGAGACUUCGAUAGAAAUUCGCAUCAAUGUUAUUGGAAAGGACACGAAAAACGUAUCAUUGGAAUUAGAUUCUCCAAACAUACACGUGAACAGCAGCGAAGAGGUCGACAGCGUGACGUGGAUCCUUCAGAUAAGGGCAUAUCCCAAGCCCGAACUCAUCUGGAGAAAAGGAGACAAGGUCUUACUGAACUCCUCUGCCACGCCGUCGGGAGGAGGAAGCCGCUACUCCCUGAACGACACGCAUUUCGGCGACCGCGAAGUCCGCUUGACAAUCUCCUCUCCCGCGCUCUCCGACGUCGGGAACUACACCGUCGAGGCCGCUUUCGGCGACGGAAGCGUGGCCGAUCGCAUAACGUUCGCUUUCACCAUGGAAGUCCAGGCGAAAGUGCAAUCCUUUCGACUGGAUCCUUCGCGGCAGAUAUUGCGAAGGAACGACAGAUUCCAGAUCACGUGCUUGGCCGAAGGAUAUCCCAGGCCGUCCGUUGAACUCAGGGCCAGAGAGUGCAGCCGCAAGGACCUCUGUUCUGCCGAGGAACCUGUGGCGGGCGAUGGGGGUGCCAGCUCGACCCGCCUCGACCUCCAGCUCGACACGGCGACGGAGGAGUGGCUCGAGGCCGUGGGGACGCAGAGGACAUGGGUGGGCGUGGCAGUGACUCCGGCCAUCUUCGUCUGCAUGGCGAACAACAGUCUAGGAUACAACAUGAGCAAGCCCAUUAAGCUUCUUGUGACUGAUACUGCAUGGAACGUGACCCUCCACUUGGAAUCCGUCGUGGACGGGGUCGCUCAAGAUGGCCACAAUUUGACCUUUGUGGAGGGCGACAGCUUGACCUUUACCUGUUACGGGAACAAGAUGCUGACAAGCAAAGACUUGCGAUGGAAGCUGGACGGAGAGGGUCUGCCACGGGAAGGGCCAGCGCUGGAGGGCACUGUGGCAGUUACAGAGAAUGAAACAGAUCUAUCUUACAUCACCGAGGUGGCCUUGCCCGACGCGCGGCGCAAGGAGAGUCCGUCGGAACUCAUCUGCUAUGAUGAGGCAAAUCCAGAGGUGGCUGUCAACAAAGAAUUCCGUAUACAAGCGAUGCAGGCGCCCGCUUGGAUGCCAGGCGUCUCGCCCCCCGAGGCAAGUAUAGAGAGGAGCGUGGAGGCUGAACUCGCCCUCCGGUGCAUGGCUUCUGGCACCCCCCCGCCCCUGGUCGUCUGGUACAAGGAUGGCGUUCGGAUCGAGGGAAACAGUAAGAACAUGGAGAUCAGAGACCAAGAACUCUACUUCUCAUAUUUACUAGUCAAGGACUCAGGCGAAUACAAAUGCGAGGUGAGAAAUCGCGCCGGCGUAAUCGAGGCCAAGACGUGCGUGCGUGUGACGCAUCCCGACUCCCCCCCUCUGCGUUUUGGGGCAAUGGUUACGAUCGUGUCAAUUUCUGCUGGUGCUUUGCUCUUAGUCGUCGUCUUCGUCUGUGUGAGGAUUUAUAUGUAUAAGAGACGCGUGUAUGCUCUGCGCUUGGAGGAUCAUAGGAUCUUCGUCAGAGGAUCUCCCGAGAGCCUUAACCCACAGCUCGGGCUCGACCAGCAGGCAGACCUCCUUCCUUAUGAUACCAAGUUUGAAGUACCGAGGGAUUUCAUCAUUUUUGACCAGCUCCUGGGCUCGGGCGCUUUCGGCCGCGUGUACCUCGCCACAGUCCCCAACCUCCGGCCGGGGAAUCCGCGCACUACGGUGGCUGUCAAGAUGGCGAGAUCGCACGCCGACAGCACCCAGCUGAAAGCACUGCGCUCGGAGCUCAAGAUCAUGAUGCACAUCGGGCGUCACAUGAACAUCGUCAACCUCGUGGGCGCCUGUUCAAAGCACUUCGCGGCGAAAGGCGAACUGUUGCUCUUAGUCGAAUAUUGCAAGCACGGAAACAUCCUCGAAUACAUGAUGCGGCACCGCAAGGAAUUCGUGGACCAGAUAAGCGAAAAUGGCAAGGCUGACCACAGAUUGCGACUCAGGGCUGGAUUUGGUUCAGGGGCGAGGACAUCGAGCGCCCUCAAGAACGCCCACCUCCACUUCGGACCGGAGGCGGUUCGCUACCAUGGCGACCACAGUCACUCCGGGGAGACACCUUGGUUGAACGUCGAAUACGGGCUCCCCUCGGCGGGUCCGCAGACGAGCUCGGCCUCCUGCAGCUACCGGUACCUGGCGACCGACAUGAGCACGCUCACCUUCGAGAGUAGCCUUGGAUCUGAGGAAGACAGUUUACUGCUCAGUCGCUCAGGAGCUUCCGAAACGAGCUUCUGCACCCGAACUCUGUUCCUGUGGGCCUUCCAGAUCGCCAAAGGGAUGGAGUACCUCGCUUUCAAGAAGGUUCUUCAUGGAGAUCUGGCCGCAAGGAAUAUUCUUCUGACCGAAGAUAAUGUUGUCAAAAUCAGUGACUUUGGAUUAGCUAAAGACAUCUACAGAAAAGAGAAUUAUCACAAAAAGAGUAAAGGCCCGAUGCCGGUGAAAUGGAUGGCUAUAGAAUGCUUGCGAGACGGCAUUUUCUCCACACAGAGUGACGUCUGGUCCUUCGGCGUCGUCCUCUGGGAGAUAUUCAGCCUGGGGCAGAACCCUUACUCUGGCGUCGAGUUGGAUGAAACCUUCAUUGCCAGAGUUGAGGAGGGGGUCAGGCUGGAGCAACCUAAAUAUGCUACUUUUGACAUGUACUGCACGAUGCGAGACUGCUGGGCAAAAAACCCUCUUGACAGACCCUCCUUCUCAGACUUGGAGACAAGAUUUGGCGCGAUGAUUGGGGAGGCAGACAGACAGUACUUCCUCGAGCUCAACCAGCCGUACCAGAGUGGUAACUCCGACAGCGUUUUCAUAAGUCGUCUGCAAAGUCCUGAUUACUCUGUCAAAGUCCACGAAGGAAGGACAACUGGCAGUGACCAUAGCAAUGAGGUCCCUUCCAGCCCCGGCCUGUUUGGGGCUAUUAGUCUGCCCGCCUCCUUCCCCCCUGCCAACUCGAGUCCCACUCUGGUUCCAAGAGAUCCUUGUGGUCCUGCCGGAAACUACUUGACCAUGUCCAGCAUCACCUUAGGUCAUAGUGAGCGACCCCGCACUGAAUUCAAGGCUGAGACUGACGAUCGUGGCACCACGCUAGGUUGUGAGGGCUUGGGCGGGCACAGCGCCAGUGGACAAGAGGAAGAAAUUUGUUCUCGAUAUUCUCAGUCUUACACUUGCCUUCACAACACAGUCACCGGUCUAGGUUCGGAACCGAAUGAACGAAGCACAGGCCUCGACGACGUACCGGCAAUGCAAAAUAACCCAGGAUACUACCAGAACGUAUUCCUGAAGUCAAAGGAGAGGCGCGGCCUCACCACAGGAGGCGCCCGCUGCCAGGAAACAAGAGUUUAAGGACCAUAGGGAUG